Molecule: messenger RNA, 3730 nt
Organism: Pocillopora meandrina
Lineage: Eukaryota; Metazoa; Cnidaria; Anthozoa; Scleractinia; Pocilloporidae
Source: the annotation of a GenBank genome assembly
AUGGCUGCCGCUCUAGACCCAGAUGAGGUGCUUCGUUCUUCGAAAGGGAGAGAUAAUUUUCAACAUCUUGCUCGGCUUUUGAUAAGUGGAGGUACUGUGCUAUUGAGGGAGGUUUUUGACAUCAAAUGUCCACCAAGUAAUCUUCCUACAACACUUCAGAAUCCAGCCACAAAAAAAAGGCUACUUAAGGCAGCAAAGCUCACCAAACCACAAUUGGACUGCCUGUACCCUUCACCAGGGAUGUAUGGAAAGUCAACAGACUUUGAUAUAACUCUCCUUUUCCGGUUGCUGAGGACAAUAUGCCGCCUCACCCCUCCUGUCACGGGCUGGGAUGCGCUACCGGGAAGUACAGAUGACAGUUUAGAAGCAGAUUUAGCUAGAAUCAAAUAUUAUCGCAAUUCGCUAUAUGGUCAUGUGAACGAGAACAUGGAAAUCUCAGAUUAUGAGUUUUCAGUUCAUUGGAGAGAAAUCAGCGAGGCUCUGAUGAGAAUUUCGGGUCAAAUCAGCACAGCAAAAGCGAAACAAUGGAAGAAUGCUAUUGAUAAAUUUUUAAAAGAUCCCCUUACAGAGGAAGCCAAGAGACAUGAGCAGGAAUUGCAGCGCUGGUACCAGAGUGAUACAGAAGUAAAGGAAUACUUGGAAAAGGUAGAAUCUUCAGUGAAGAAUUUGGAGAAAGAGGUUCGAGAACAAGCCCAGGAUAUUAAAGAUGAGCUCGGAGGGAAAGUAGAAUCUGCAACCCAAGAAGUGCAGCGCUUAGGACAAGACAUCAAAGAUGAGCUCGGAGGGAAAGUAGAAUCUACAGCCCAAGAAGUGCAGCGCUUAGGACAAGACAUCAAAGAUGAGCUCGGAGGGAAAGUAGAAUCUACAGCCCAAGAAGUGCAGCGCAUGAGGCAAGAGUUUCGAGAUGAAGCUCAAGACAUCAAAGAUCUAUUAAACCUGAGUGGCCGACCCAGUUCCUCAGCCGGAGGUCAGCUUGUUGAUUUUUUUCUGUAUCUCUUUUACCAGUAAAGUAUUUUUCCUCUAACAUAUGCACUUAGGCAUCGUAUCAGGGUUACCUGUACGGUGAACAUUGGGCAUUUUGACCUAAAUAGCUUCAUAUAUUUUUGGAGCAGAGAAAUGGCAAUUAUUAAUCGUUACUCGGCUACAGCCGAACGACCACACAUAGUAAUUGCCUGUUUUUGCCUCUGUUGCAAUUUAUGACACUUUUUCCCCUUACAGUUAAAAUUCGAAUGCGGAUUGAUUGUGAGACCAUCCCAGACUCUCAUCCGCGACUUGAGACAUCAGAGACGGUGGUUAUAGCCAGUCAGGGUACCCAGGCUUGUGGCGACGAGCUGGUAGUUACUGGAACGUCAGAAGGAACGCCUGAAGGUACACAGGAUAGCCUGGCAGGAAGGCACAAGAUGGUAGUUACUGGAGUUAAGCGUAAGGCAGGGCAACCUGUUGCAUCUGCUGGUCAACCACUCGCGGGAAGAACAGUAAGUGUCGAAGAAGCAGGUUUUGGAAGCGAAGUUAUACCCAGCGCACAAGAAGUUAUGAAUUCAAUCGCACACAAGUACUUCAGGGUAGUUGACCCAUCUAACCCUGAGGAAUUAAAUGGCUUUGUACGGUUUUUAUCAGAUGUGCGCAAAGUUCUGAUUCUGGAUGUUCAAUCAGGAAGUUUGAUAGUAACAGUACUAUGUAGUUCAUUGAAGGUACUGGACGCCCUGUGGUAUGACUACUGCACAGGUCACCUGAAUGAUAUGGCACAGAAAUAUCUUGUGACAAAGGAUGUUCUUAAGGAGUUUGACUUGACUGAGCUGAAACUGACAACAACUAUUCAGGGGGAGGAGUACAUUGCUGCACGAAAGUUUUUCCAGCAGGGUUCAGGUGAGCACAUACAAAGUGUCUCGCAGAGCUGCCUUAAACCGAAUAAAUAGGGCAUCGUCUUCGUUAAUGCUUUAAAACACGUUAGCAGAGGUUCGCAUGCUAUGUUUUUUUUUGUGCCCCCUCAGACAUGUUUAUAAAUUUGUUGUUACACCAGAUCAUUCAAGAAAUUUAAGGAUCAGAUCUGAUCAUAGUUGAGCUCUCUCUAUUUAAUCGAGAGAUUGGGAUCUAAGACGGAUGGAGGCGACGCUGAGACGACCUCACGACCUUUUGACAUUUUUAGGAAACUGAUCCAACUCCUUUAUCUUGAGCCAGCCCAAAGUAGUAAAUAUCUUGUCAAGCCGAUAGUUCAACAGAAUGAACACAUUUCUUUGAAUAGCCGGCUGAGAAAUGUAUGGUCAUCAGUUUGCAGAAUUGUUCUCUCUAGAACUCUGUAAAAAGGGUAAUUUUUGAGACCCGAGCACUCAAUUUGGUUACCUGUCUCUCAUACUGAUGGACAGAUUAGUACUGAGACAGCUUGAAUGUAUCUGUGAUGAAGAAAGCUUACUAUAAUCAGUCGCUCAGCCAAUUUAUUAGCGCAUUGGAUGAUGUUAGCUGCUCUAUCAUCUCUUAUCUUGAACGAAGCUGAUGUAAUUUCUUUUCAUAUUUGCUUUCAGAUCAUGGUCCACUUGGUAUGACAAGUAGCAGAAGUAACGCAAUCGGCCAAGAAUCGACAUUCCAUGAAAAGCUCCACGAUAUCGCACAAGGAACAAUGGAAACAGGUUCAGUUGGCUCACCGGAGAGUCCACUUAAAAAAAUUGAAGGAAUUUCCCCGGAUCAGCAAAGUCUGCUUUGUGCUGGUAAAGAACUAGAAGAUGGAAAUACUUUGAGUGACUACAAUAUUCAUGGGGAAUCGACCUCGCUCUUAGCUUUAAGACGUCGUGAUCCCAUGAAAAUCUUUGUGAAAACAAUGACUGAAAAGAUUAUAACUUUGGAUGUGGAACCCUCAGACACCAUAGCAAAUGUGAAAACAAAAAUCCAAGACGAAGAAGGAAUCCCACCGGAUCAGCAGCGUCUUAUCUUUGCUGGUAAAGAACUAGAAGAUGGCUGUACUGUGAGUGAUUACAAUAUUACGAGAAGAUGUACUUUACACUUAGUUUUACGAAAUAGCAGUAGCUUGCAAAUCUUUGUUAAGACUCUUACAAGCAAUAUUCUCACUAUAGACGCGAAACCUUCAGAUUCGAUCAGGAAUGUAAAACUGAAAAUUCAGGACAAAGUGGGUAUUCCACCAAGCCAGCAACAUCUGAUCUUUGGGAGGCAAGAACUCAAAGACCACCAAACGUUAGAUGAAUACAGAGUUAUAGACAAAUCAACUGUGCAUUUGCGACUCGAGGACGAACUUGGAGGAGUCCUGAUCACGGCGGAGACUCUGACUGGAACGAAGAUAUCUAUAAAUGCCUCGCCAAGUGAUGAUUUCGAGAGCUUGGAAAGAGAAAUCUGUGAUAUAGCAGGGAUUCUAAGCCUUAGCUUUGUUGGCCAGAAAGUCUUCGACGACCACCUUCCUCUGAGUGAGUAUGACAAUCAAGUUGAAUUACCCUUGCAAAUGGAUGUUAAAAAAAAGAAGAAUAAAUUCCUACUUCAUGUGAAGACACGAUCUGGAAAGAUGAAGAUCACAACAGAGGCUGUAUCGGGAGACACUAUCCAGGAUGUGAAAACAAAAAUAACAGAAGAGAUGGGAACACCAGCAAAUCAGCUACAACUCAUGUUUGACAACCAGAAACUUGAAGAUGAACAUCGCACUUUGAAAAGCUACAACAUCACCAGAGACUCCACGAUUGAACUAGUUAUCGGAAGAAAGCAUUUAGUCGAGAUGCACACUCACGUAUAG